UAGGUAGAGGCAAUUUCCCAGUGGGUUUCCAAAAAUUUUUUUUCAUAUUUUAUUGGAGAUUUUUACACAGGAGUAAAAUCAUGAGUGAAGAAGGUGCUUCGAGAAUAAUUCCUUGUGAGGAAUCUUUGAGUUCUGAAACAAGUCCCGCGCCAGAAUUAGAGAAUUUAUUUGACGAUCCCCUGCUGUUAGAGACUGAUUUUAGUUGCGAGGACGAAUCGCCUUUCUUUGAUUACACCUGCCAGAAUUCUAGCAAAGAUGAUGAUCAGCCCCAAAAGUUAGAGAAUACUGAUUCUGUUGGCGUAAGCAACGCUACUGAUUUUAUCAGCAUUGGUGUUGGAAGAUGUCGAAGAAAACAAAGAAGGUAUAGAACAACAUUCACAUCAUCUCAGUUAGAAGAAUUAGAACGAUCUUUUCAUGUUAGUCACUAUCCAGAUGUCUUUUCAAGGGAGGAACUGGCUUCUCAGAUUGGAUUGACAGAAGCACGAGUUCAAGUUUGGUUUCAAAAUCGUCGCGCGAAAUGGCGAAAGCAAGAAAAAUUGACACGCUGUAAAACAGACAUUGCUGAUGAUAUCCUAAACGUCUACACCAUUGAACAAGAUAAUGGGGCUGAUUAUCAAAACGAAUUUAGUGAGCAAUGUUCGGGUCUGCCGGACGUAGCCAGCGGUACAGAAACCUCUCAAAUCAAAUUAGAAGACUUGUCUGCCCUGGGCAUUUUUACACUUCCAUCCGAGUGGAAUGAUAAUGUGGAAGACAGAUCAGCCGACAUGGUACAACUUGCUCUGGAUGCAGCAGGUGCCUUUCUCACAUCCUCCGUCGCAACUUCCAUGGAAUUGAAUGAAGAAAUUGACGACGAAGAUUACGUGACGCAGGAUAACUGUAUAUUUGUAGAAAAUUGCUCCGACGACACAGCAUCGACAAACGAUGGCUGUCCAGAUGAAAGUGCGACUGGAUGAUGACAUUUGAGUGGUUUGAACGCUGUUAGACAUUCUAGUAUAGAAAUAAACAAUUUUUGCAAUAUUUUUACCGAUAAUGCAUCUAAAAAAAUCAAUAAAGAAACUUCGGUGCCUUCAACCAGUGAUAAGUUGCUACAACCUAAACAUUUAUCUAUACAUAUUAAUCUAUAAAUUUACCAAUUUAAAAAUAUAGUUCAACUUUCAUGUGUACCAUAUUUAAAAAAAGCAUUUCCGCAACAAUCUGUCGUGGCCCAGGGGGUAAGAAUGAAGAUUCGGGAACAACUAGUUUUUAAUUAGUUUUUGGAAUAAUAAUGGCAAAAAAUAUUUAUAGGAAAAAUUCUAUAAUUUGUUGUUUGAAAUACUGCAGGCGCGGCCUUUUAAAUUAAAAAGAUAGAU
Parasteatoda tepidariorum (common house spider) is the source of this 1349-nucleotide messenger RNA. RefSeq lists its product as uncharacterized. Gene Ontology annotation, biological process: regulation of transcription by RNA polymerase II. The record is from RefSeq and is a predicted model, not a curated record. Gene Ontology annotation, molecular function: RNA polymerase II transcription regulatory region sequence-specific DNA binding; DNA-binding transcription factor activity, RNA polymerase II-specific. Lineage: Eukaryota; Metazoa; Arthropoda; Arachnida; Araneae; Theridiidae.